Messenger RNA from Eubalaena glacialis (North Atlantic right whale), 651 nucleotides. It is a transcript of the gene RGS17, whose product is annotated as regulator of G protein signaling 17. The transcript has 4 exons. NCBI's taxonomy places the organism in Eukaryota, Metazoa, Chordata, Mammalia, Artiodactyla, Balaenidae. The record is from RefSeq and is a predicted model, not a curated record. Bases 19 to 651 code for a protein of 210 amino acids.
GGCACUGCAGUAGCUGAAAUGCGAAAAAGGCAGCAGCCACAGAAUGAAGCAACACCUGCUGUGUCUCAAGCACCUGGAAACCAGAGGCCCAACAACACGUGUUGCUUUUGUUGGUGCUGUUGCUGCAGCUGCUCCUGCCUCACUGUUAGGAAUGAAGAAAGAGGGGAAAAUGCAGGAAGACCCACACAUACCACAAAAAUGGAGAGUAUCCAGGUCCUAGAGGAAUGCCAAAACCCCACUUCAGAUGAAGUCUUGUCCUGGUCUCAAAAUUUUGACAAGAUGAUGAAGGCCCCGGCGGGGAGAAACCUCUUCAGAGAGUUCCUCCGAACAGAAUACAGUGAAGAGAACCUACUUUUCUGGCUUGCCUGUGAAGACUUAAAGAAAGAGCAGAAUAAAAAAGUAAUUGAAGAAAAGGCCAGAAUGAUAUACGAAGAUUACAUUUCUAUACUCUCACCAAAAGAGGUCAGUCUCGAUUCUCGAGUUAGAGAGGUGAUCAAUAGAAAUCUGUUGGAUCCUAAUCCUCACAUGUACGAAGAUGCCCAACUUCAGAUAUAUACCUUAAUGCACAGAGAUUCUUUCCCAAGGUUUUUGAACUCUCAGAUUUAUAAGUCAUUUGUUGAAAGUACUGCCAGCUCUACUUCUGAAUCUUAA